Molecule: messenger RNA, 5597 nt
Organism: Silurus meridionalis
Lineage: Eukaryota; Metazoa; Chordata; Actinopteri; Siluriformes; Siluridae
Gene: map3k3
Product: mitogen-activated protein kinase kinase kinase 3
Biological process (GO): protein phosphorylation
Molecular function (GO): protein kinase activity; protein binding; ATP binding
Source: RefSeq, a predicted model, not a curated record
GAUCCAAGUUCAAGUGCCGGAAAUAUUUAAGCAUUCUGUCAUUUUUAAUCUUAAACACUAAAACAUUUAGUAUCUAAUACUGAUAUUAGCCAAACCAAAUGAGAUAAAUAGUAUUUGUUAUUAAGUUCUUUUGUUAGAUGUUUUUUUAUGUAGUUGGUGAUAACAGUAGGCAACUGACACCCAUGUUCUGAAACGAGUCUUACGCCAACAGACAACGUACGAUUGAAAACUAAAAGAAAUCGUGUGAAUGGGUCAUGGCAUGAGAGGCUUUUUCUCUGGAGUCUCGGUGACUGUCAGCUUGUUGAGGGGCUGAACCCAGGGAACAGGGAGGGUUCCCCCCUGGAGCACAGAGGGUUAAGGUCCUUGCUCAGGGGCCCUGAGGCUAUAAAGGCCCCAAGGUGGGGAAGUGGUGGCUCAGGUAGGCUCUUGGUUACUGAUCAGAAGGUCGGGGUUCAAGCCCUGGUAUCACCAAGCUGCCACUCUUGGACCCUUGACAAGGACCUUAACCCUCUGUGUUCCAAGGGGGCUCUAUCAUGGCUAACCCACCCUAACCUCCUAACAUCUCUGGGAUAUGUGAAAUUCGUUAUUUUAUUAUUUAGCUUGGCGGUGCUGGAGAUUUAACCCUACAACCUUCCAAUAACCAGUAACCCAGAGCCUUAACCACCAGUCACCACUUCCCCUAUGAUUUGGUUUUUCUUAUGGAGGUUUAAAAAGGUCCAAUCUGGCAACCCUUGUAGAUAGCGUAUACAGAGAGAGAGAGAGAGAGAGAGAGAGAGAGAGAGAAAGAGAAGUCGCUCGGCCCCGGAUUGCAGCCCAGUGUUUUCUUCUUUAUCAUCCACCUCUCCAUUGGCUGUCAAGUUCCAAUCCCGGGAUAUGAGCUUUACCGUCUGUACGCGUUUCCUCAGGCGUGCACGGACCUUCAGGCUCUGAGGUCGACUUCCCCCCAUCUCCCCCCCACCCCGGACCGUCAAGUUCGGGAUUCGAAAAACUUUUCUCGCGUUCAAGGAAGCGAUUGGGAGCCGGACUUCUUUUUUUCUUCUUUCUCCUUUUUUUUUUUUUUUACUUCUUCCACUCCAACAUCUGAUGUGUUUUCGGGACAUGUUAGAAGCGUCGCAUCAACGAGCUCCAGGAACGGGAACCCUCUAAGCCCCUUCAGCUGAGAAGGGAAGCGCGCGCGCGCGCCGCCGCCGUCGUCUCGAGCAGGCUCGGGGCUCGAGCGUCGGACUGCAAGUUUGAAUUUUAACCGAAUUAACGGUCGCGUUUAUUUAGCCGCCAUUUUCUUUUUUUUUUUAGUCUUUUAGGUUAAUUUCUGAUUAUUUAUUUUAUUUUUUGGGAUAAAAAGUGAAACCUAGUCUCCGUUUCAAAGCCGUGUGUGUGUGUGUGUGUGUGUGUGUGUGGAGGGAAAGGGGAGGGGGGGUAAAAAAAAAAAAUCUGCAAAGUUAGCAGAAAAAGGAGGUACCCGAAUCACGGAAAUCGCUUCUCCUCCUUCAUCCAUCCUUCCCUCCUGUUUCUUCUGACGCCUUCCGAUGGAUUUCAUACAAGCAACACGUUUACUUUUACACCUUCUUAAGGGCUAAAUGAUUAGCUAAUAAUCAAAAUAAAUAAAUAAGAGAGAGAGAGAGAGAGUUUUGUCCGCCCUAAUCACUCAUCACGAAGGAGCGACGAUGAAAAGGCGCCGGAGGCUCCUCCGUGUUUUCCACCUGAGCUCUUCAGAGAACUUCCAUCACUGUCGCGUUAUCCUAUGACAACAAACUUUUUGAAUAUCUAAUAUAUAACCUCCUCUAUCACCUGGGACCUCUAAAAACAAUGGCGUCGUCAUUAUAUUUUCUGGACUGAUGGUAACGUCCUUGUCAGCAUUACACAACUGACUGUGGCGCUUCUUUUUGCUAGGACUUUUUACACAGGUUUUUUUGUUCGAUCUGCGCAUGCGCGAGGAGAGGUCACGUGCUCGGAGCCCGCGCGUUUCAGGCUGUUAAUGGGUGGCGUCAAAAGUCCGAGUGUGUGAAGACUUCACCUCCGAGUUCAGAAGAGGACGCACACACAUCCACACACAGGCUGCCAAAAUGAAUGAGAGACAGGCUCUCCAUUCCAUAAUGAAGGACCUGGUGGCACUACAGAUGACCAGGCGGCAGCCCGUGCCCACUUACGACACGGCCAAAGCCAAGCCUGCUAGCACUGCCAACACGUCUAACAGACAGGACGAUGUCCGAAUCAAGUUUGAGUUCUGCGGAGAGAGAAGGAUACUGAUGUUCAGUCGGCCUGUGCAGUUCGAGGAAGUCCAGCAAAAGGUCAAGACUGUCUUCGGGCAGCAGUUGGACCUGCAAUAUAUGAACAACGAGAUGUCAAUCCCGCUGCAUGGCCAGGACGACUUGAACAAAGCUAUUGACCUGCUGGACCGCAGCUCGAACAUGAAGAGCAUAAAGAUCCUGCUGCUGGCAGAAGAGCACAGCAAUGUCUCGUCAACACAUCACUCUGGCUGCAAGCAGGUUCGAAUCAAAGCCUCACAGUCCAUGGGGGACGUGAGCACGGCGUAUCAGGCGGCCGAGACCAGGGGACGCCACCCGUCCACCAGUUCUCAGAACACAGGGCGGAGCUCUCCUCCUCCUGGCUACGUUCCGGAGCGACAGCAGCGAAUCGCGCCAGGAUCCUACACCAGCAUUAACAGUGAGGGAGAGUUCAUACCUGAGACAAGCGACCAGUGUGUGAUGGAUCCUUGGAGCAGUGCGGAAAACUCCAUAUCCGGAAGCUGCCAAUCUCUCGACAGCAACUCAGAAAGCCCUUCACUUCGGAAGUCUCGCAUGCACAGAGCCAGAAGUUACCCAGAUAACAGACAGGAUUGUGCAGACAGGGAGAAUCACGUGUAUGACAAGAUUAUAGCUAAAGGAGGGACGUACCCGCGGAGGUACCCGGUCUCUCCGCAUCACAAAGACCUCAGUGAGGGUCGGCGCACGUUUCCACGGAUACGGCGUCCCCAGGGGAACCUGUUCACACUGGUGCCGUCACGACGCUCGCUCAACGGCAGCGAGGAGAGUCUCGGAAGCUGGCAGCUGGUGGACGCGCACUCUCGGCUCCGCCCCAAAGACCGCCCACUUCCUCACAAGUCACCCACAGCUCCGCUGACCUGGAGGAGAGGGAAACUCCUGGGUCAAGGUGCAUUCGGCCAUGUUUAUCUCUGCUACGACGUGGACACCGGACGGGAACUGGCAGCUAAACAGGUCCAGUUUGACCCAGCAAGCCCAGAGACCAGCAAGGAGGUCAGCACUCUGGAGUGUGAGAUCCAGCUGCUGAAAAACCUGCACCACGAGCGCAUCGUGCAGUACUACGGCUGCCUGCGGGACCUCAGCGAGAAGACCCUGACCAUCUUCAUGGAGUACAUGCCUGGGGGCUCGGUAAAAGACCAGCUGAAGGCCUACGGGGCUCUAACGGAGAACGUGACUCGGAAGUACACCAGGCAGAUCCUCGAGGGCAUGUCCUACCUGCACAGCAACAUGAUCGUCCACAGGGACAUUAAAGGUGCCAACAUCCUGCGGGAUUCUGCAGGGAACGUAAAACUCGGAGACUUCGGGGCCAGCAAGCGCCUGCAGACCAUCUGCAUGUCAGGCACGGGCAUGCGCUCGGUCACCGGGACGCCGUAUUGGAUGAGUCCGGAGGUGAUCAGCGGAGACGGUUACGGACGCAAAGCAGACGUGUGGAGUCUCGGCUGCACCGUGGUGGAGAUGUUGACGGAAAAGCCCCCCUGGGCGGAAUACGAAGCCAUGGCGGCCAUCUUUAAAAUCGCCACCCAGCCCACGAAUCCCAUGCUGCCGUCGCACAUCUCCGAGCAGACCAGAGACUUCAUCCGGCGCGUCUUCGUUGAAGCCAAACACCGUCCAACCGCAGAGGAGCUGCUCAGACACCCGUUCUCGCAGAUCUUCUGCGGAGCGAACUGCUGAAAGGAAGUCCAAUCCAGACCAGGAAGUUGUAUUUUAUGACAUGCUGAUCAAUCAGUGAUAGCAGUGACAAAGCAGACUGAAAGCACAACGCGCAGCUGGGCAUCGUCAAGAGCGGUUACAUUUACAGCUAUCUUUUUUUUUUUUUUUUUUUUUUCCCCAUUAACGGUAUUGCUGCACUGUUCAAUGUGUACCAGCAGGGGACAGCACAAGACAGAAAGUGCACUGUUACAGGGAUUUGAGUUCAGCAGUAGGGAAAGGACAUAUUGUGCAGUCGCUGUCUUCCAAAAAAAAGAAAAGUUUAAUCAGGUUUACUGAACCUCUGCUCAAAGGUUCUCAGGUUCCUCACUUGAGACUGCUGAUGAUCCAGAAAGCUGAACUAGAUAACAUGAAAGCUACAUAUUAGCCGGUCUAUUUUCUGGACUAUAAGAUGCACUAGUUUGCAAUCAGUAAAUGUUAUAUAUUUGAUAAUGUACUGUAUUAAACCUAAGUUGAUUUUUAGCACAAAUUUAUUAUAUACAUUUUAUAUAUAAAUAUUAUUUAUAAUAUUGCUGAAAGAUGUACAGCUGUGUGUGUGAAACAUCUGCAUACCAGCGUCAAGCUCACAGUACAGAUAAUCUAUAAAUAAAACAGCAUCAUAUAGUAACGCAAUGCAGAACUUUUUUCCAAGACAGCUUUUAGGUUGGCGUUGCGUUCUAGUCCAGAAAAUAUGGUACCUGAUAUGAGUGUUAAUAUCGUAAACAAAGCUGCCAAAUGAAGACGAGAUUAUCACCUAAAACACCAAAGCGAAAGAUUAACAAAUAACAAAGGUUGAAGUAUUAAUGUUAAAUAUGUUUUAGUGAUCGCUUCAACUUACAAUAUCAUUAUACCUUUUGGUUGUGGCCUUUUAACUGAAAUGGUGGAGUCUGGGAACGUUUAUUUUGUUCUGGCUGCCAGUUUUUGGAGGCCUUAAAUCAAAAUAUUUGUAAUAGUGGAGCUUCAGCAGUCACAGGUAGGAAAUAAAACAGACCCAAACUCACAGUUCAGGGAUCCUUUUACAUUAGUCUGAAGUUUUUUUACUUAAUGUAACGUCACAUCGGUUAGCACCAGAAGUGUCACUCGUUCAAGCCAAAGAACGUGCGAAACGCCAAAGAUCUCCCGAACAUCGCAUUGGUUUCUGUGGUGUUUAAAGCACAUUUAUAUGAAUCCCAGGAGGAAAAAAAUCCGUUGUGCCUUCAGCUCGGUGCGGAAGUGUUUCUUUUUCCGAUGCACUUUUGUAUAAACGAUUGUUUGUUGUUUUUACUACAAUUUCAUGUUUGGUUUUGUUUGUUUGUUUGUUUAUUUUUUAUUUUUUUCCAUUUCAAUGCCAAAGUUUCCAUAAUGUGAAAUCUGUUUCACUUUUUUAUUUUUUAUUUUAUUUAUAUUCCAGUGCCCAGCUGUCAGUUUUUUGUUUGUUUCUUUUUUUUUUUUUUACAUACACAAAUAUUCAUAUAUAAAUAUAUUUUUAUAUCAAUUUUUUUAAUCUACAGAGACAGACGACGUGUUUUCAAAAUUCCGGAACACGAAACAAAACGAGGUGGUGUUCGAAAACCCCAGAACAAAAAAAGGAACAAUGUUAGCAGCUGGUUUUGCAAAGACAUUUUGUACAUUUCGGGAGUGGAAACGGCGCUCUGGAGGGUCAACCCAAGC